Messenger RNA from Colletotrichum fioriniae, 630 nucleotides. RefSeq lists its product as uncharacterized. The record is from RefSeq and is a predicted model, not a curated record. Lineage: Eukaryota; Fungi; Ascomycota; Sordariomycetes; Glomerellales; Glomerellaceae.
AUGGCCGCCGUUAUCACGCUUUCCGGGCGGGAGCCUACGUCUUUCCCAACGAUGAUGGUGCCCCCGAAUGUAAAGUUCGAGAUUGACGACGUCGAGAGUGAAUGGAUCGGGGAAAAGAAGUACGACUUCAUCUUCAGUCGCUACCUCUCCGGCUCCUUGGCAGAUUGGCCUACAAACCUGAACCCCGGCGGCUGGGCCGAGUUCCAAGACUGGAGCUUCGAACUCUACAGCGACGACGGCACCCUCGAGGGCACAAUAAUGCAGCACUGGAUGAAGCUCUUCAUGGAAGCGUGCGAUGUCUUCAAGCGCGACGCAAAAGUCGGUCUCAAGCUCGAGAGCCUGGUUUCCGAAAACACGGGUCUCGUCAACGUUUUCCACAAGGGGUUCAAGAUCUCCGCUGGACCUUGGCCGAAGGACGCGCACCUGAAGGAUAUCGGCAUGUGUAAUCUGAUUCAGAUGCUGGAUGGGCUGGAGGGUUUCUCGUUGAGGCUUUUCUGUGGAGGACUGAAUUGGACUGAGGAGCAGGUGGUGACGCUGAUGAAGGGUGUUCGUGAGGAGUUGAAGUCUGGAAAGGUUCACGCGUAUUUGCAUUAUAAUGUGGUAUACGGACAGAAACCCGAGAGCGCGUAA